AUGUUUCAGUCUCGUGGUCACAGGAUCACCUUAGUACCACCCGUCUAUUUGAAUGUAGUUGAAUUAAAUAGAGUUUCGCGAUUUAAGUAUCUGGGCCACUGGGUUUCGGAGAACCUCAUGGAUAAGAGGACGUUGAGAGAGAGCGCAGGCAAGACAAUUAACGCCCUGCGCAUUCAGUACAACAACGCAUUUAGAGUGUUGCUGGGGUUGCCGCGGUACUGCAGCGCAUCAGGCAUGUUCGAAGCAGUUCACACGGAUGGCUUUCAUGCUGUUCUUACAAAAGAGAGCUGCCUCGUUGCUAAGCUGUAUGCGUGGCAGCUCAAAUGA
Messenger RNA from Hyposmocoma kahamanoa, 327 nucleotides. RefSeq lists its product as uncharacterized. Lineage: Eukaryota; Metazoa; Arthropoda; Insecta; Lepidoptera; Cosmopterigidae. Bases 1 to 327 code for a protein of 108 amino acids. The transcript is spliced from 2 exons. The record is from RefSeq and is a predicted model, not a curated record.